AGUGAGAGAAAACCUCUAAUAUAGAGAGUUAGAGAGCCUCUUUGAGAAAGAAGUGAGAUAGCUUGAGAGUUCUAAUCCUCAAGCUCGAGAGAGCCACCAAAGCGGGAAAGACCGAGUUUUCCCAACAGGAUGAUACGCAUUACCAACGAGUAGCUAGUUAUCAACUACUGUUUUGUAUAUUCAAAGAUGUAUAUUUCAAGUGGAGAGCAAUGUACCAGUAAACUAGAUUUGAGUAAAAAGAGAAAGUUCCCACAGUUCGAGCAUGGCAACUCGAAUUUGCCAUUGCCAAAGCAUAGAGUCCUUAAUCAAUCAGAUUCGUCUGAUCAUCAUCACCCUCAACUUGCAGAAAUCGUCGACGAUGAAAACUCUACUGCUCAUGUAAUUGACAGGGGAACAGAUGACACAGGGGCAGUCGAAUCCGAAAAUGGCAGUAACAUCAGCUCCAAUAUUAUUGGAGGUCCCGAUAGCAAAACAACAUCCCAGGCUGAUAGCAAUACCGAAUCGUCGUAUUCUAUAGAUAUCACGGAAUUUGAUUCAAGCUUGCAUGACUUGUACAAUGAAAAAGAUGACGUGGCACCAUUUUCACUAGCAUCCGGAGGUUGGAGCUUUGAACAAGAAGCUCGAAAGAGUUCUGCAGACAAGUUGACUAUUGAUCAAGAGUUUGCGCAGUACUUUUCAGGGUUCAUGCGUUAGUAAGAAGAAAAUGCUUUUGUAUGAAAUGAUUACUUGGGAGACUUUCUGAAUGCUGUGUUGGUUGUAAAAUUAUGAGUUCAGCUGUAAGCUCAACAGAAUGAGGUAAGUAAUAUUAAUUGCCUUUGUUUCCUGUUCA
Asparagus officinalis (garden asparagus) is the source of this 829-nucleotide messenger RNA. RefSeq lists its product as uncharacterized. The transcript has 4 exons. The record is from RefSeq and is a predicted model, not a curated record. The coding region runs from base 187 to 693 and encodes 168 amino acids. Lineage: Eukaryota; Viridiplantae; Streptophyta; Magnoliopsida; Asparagales; Asparagaceae. Gene Ontology annotation, biological process: response to red or far red light.